This is a messenger RNA of Nematolebias whitei (Rio pearlfish), 361 nucleotides long. RefSeq names its product histone H4. Gene Ontology annotation, molecular function: DNA binding; protein heterodimerization activity; structural constituent of chromatin. Gene Ontology annotation, biological process: nucleosome assembly. Lineage: Eukaryota; Metazoa; Chordata; Actinopteri; Cyprinodontiformes; Rivulidae. The coding region runs from base 26 to 337 and encodes 103 amino acids. Gene Ontology annotation, cellular component: nucleosome. The record is from RefSeq and is a predicted model, not a curated record. The transcript has a single exon.
AACACUUUUCGGAGCAUCAGUGAAAAUGUCUGGAAGAGGAAAAGGAGGUAAAGGACUCGGCAAAGGAGGCGCUAAGCGUCACCGCAAAGUCCUCCGCGACAACAUCCAGGGAAUCACCAAGCCCGCUAUUCGCCGUCUGGCUCGCCGUGGUGGAGUCAAGCGUAUCUCGGGUCUGAUCUACGAGGAGACCCGCGGUGUGUUGAAGGUUUUCCUUGAGAACGUGAUCCGUGAUGCCGUCACCUACACCGAGCACGCUAAGAGGAAGACCGUGACCGCCAUGGACGUGGUUUACGCCCUGAAGAGACAGGGUAGAACCCUGUACGGCUUCGGAGGUUAAACCCAACCGUUUCCUGAACAAACC